AUGAACUUUAAUAGUCAUUUGGUUUUAAAUCCACCUAUAUUUGUACAAGUCACGACUCCUGCACAACUACCGCUGAUUCCAGAAGCCUAUAAACCAUUUCCUCAUUACAAUUUAGAAGUAGUACAAUGGUCGCUAUUAUUCGGUGUCUGUUUCAUGCUCGGCGUUGGAAUGGGCGCCAACGAUGUGGCUGACGCAUUCGGAACUUCUGUGGGCACUGGAACCGUUACAGUAACCCAAGCAUUCAUUCUAGCUACCAUAGUAGAAAUGAUGGGAUCAGUGGCAUCCGGAUUCUCAGGAGAUGGCAAAGCAUUGAAAAUAAUUCAUACCAGUUCCUAUGCAGACAACCCGGAUGAAUUGGUGAUUGGUCAAAUUGCAAUGCUGGUUGGAUGUGCCACGUGGCUUAUGGUAGCCACCUACUACAGUAUGCCGGUAUCAUCGAUUCAUUCUUUAUUGGGUGCCACAAUGGGUUUCUCAUUUGUACUACGUGGGCUGGAGGGGAUAAUUUGGAGCCGGGUUUUAUUGAUGCUCUUGAUAUGGGUAUUUUCUCCUCUGGUAUCAGCAAUUUUCACACUUAUCACAUUUUUUCUACUGGAUGUUAUUAUAUUAAGAGCGAAAAAUCCAGUAAACACUGGGCUAUUCCUACUGCCUGGAAUCUAUGUAAUCGUGGUGUUCACCAAUGUUUUUCUAUUUCUACAAGAUGGAUCCAGAGUGCUACGAUUCGACGAGAUUCCGUUCAUGUAUACGGUAGCUAUAUCGCUAGUAAUAUCAGUUCUGGCUGGAUUUUUGGCACUUUUCGUGGUGGGACCAGUGAUGAAAAGAAGAUUGAAAAAAAAAACCGAAGAGCUCCCUCGAAUCGCAAGCUCCCUAUCGUAUACAUUUGAGCCAACUGGGUGCCUCCGAAAAGCUGUGUAUUGGGCAUUUCCGCCAAUGAGAAACGAUGAUCAGAAAGCUGUACGACUUUUCAGUUUCCUUCAAAUUUUGACAGCCUGCUUUGCUGGUUUUGCUCAUGGAGCUAAUGAUAUAACAAAUUGUGUGGCACCAAUUCGGGAAUUGGUGCAGAUGUAUAAUCAAGGAUAUCGAGAAGAUAAUACAGACUUAAAUAUUUCCGUCUACGUCGGAUUACUCACCACACUGGCUGUUCUGAUGGGAAUUUGGACACUGGGGAUUCGAGUCAUACGAACUGUUGGAGAGAAUUUCGCGAAAAUGAAUCCAGCGACAGGCUUCUCCGUGGAAUUCGGCGCUGCCAUCUGCGCCUUGGCCACCAACACGUACAACAUUCCCCAAAGCAUGACCCAUUGUCUCGUUGGAUCAAUUUUCGGAUUGGGUCUAGUCCGAUCCGGACCGAUUUUGAAAUGGCACACUGUCAAAUACGUUUUCUUAUCUUGGAUUUUGACCAUACCGGUUUCAGGUCUCAUAUCGGCUGCUGUAAUGUAUCUGCUACAAGCGAUUCUUUCAUUUUGA
Messenger RNA from Caenorhabditis briggsae, 1461 nucleotides. Lineage: Eukaryota; Metazoa; Nematoda; Chromadorea; Rhabditida; Rhabditidae. Bases 1 to 1461 code for a protein of 486 amino acids. Gene Ontology annotation, cellular component: membrane. The record is from RefSeq and is a predicted model, not a curated record. Gene Ontology annotation, molecular function: phosphate transmembrane transporter activity. The transcript has 9 exons. Gene Ontology annotation, biological process: phosphate ion transmembrane transport.